Gamsiella multidivaricata is the source of this 1812-nucleotide messenger RNA. Its product is annotated as major facilitator superfamily domain-containing protein. The coding region runs from base 1 to 1812 and encodes 603 amino acids. Gene Ontology annotation, molecular function: transmembrane transporter activity. The record is from RefSeq and is a predicted model, not a curated record. Gene Ontology annotation, cellular component: membrane. Gene Ontology annotation, biological process: transmembrane transport. NCBI's taxonomy places the organism in Eukaryota, Fungi, Mortierellomycota, Mortierellomycetes, Mortierellales, Mortierellaceae. The transcript has 2 exons.
AUGGCACGACCAGACCAGGAAACCAAGGAUCCCUCGGCGCCCCACUCGAAUACCGCUGCCAAUGUAGAGACCGACAUGGACUCCCAGUUGACUGCAGCGCCCAAGAACGAGAGGGACAUUGAUGCGCUGCGCAAGAGGCUGCGCCCAAUUAUGCUCUACGUCGUCUCCACGGCCCAGUUCUUGGAUGUCGUCAAUGGCGCCUCUGUUUCUAUCGCGAUUAUCCCAAUCGCAGAUCACCUCAAGUUCUCAGUAGCACUCAUGCCCUGGAUCCUAAACGCCUACACCAUCGCCUUUGCAGGCCUCCUCCUCUUCUCUGGCCGUAUGGGAGAUCUAUACGGUCACCGACCCAUGUUCCUCUUCGGACUCUUCUGGUUCGCGACCUGGGCCCUCGUCGUCUCCUUCGCUACUUCCCCCAUCAUGUUCGUCAUCGCCCGUGCCCUCCAGGGCAUUGGUGCUGCCGCGACUGUCCCGACGGCUAUGGCACUCAUCGCGACUAACUAUCCUGCCGGUCCUGAACGCGCCAAGGCGUUCUCGGUCUUUGCGGCCUUUGGUGGCCUGGGUGCCGUGGUUGGGGUCCUGAUGGCUGGAGGGUUGAUCGCGAGCAUUGGAUGGGAGUGGAUCUUCCGGGUCUCGUCCAUCGCGGCGUUUGUGCUGCUGCUCAUGGCCUUCUUGGUCAUCCCGGUCGUGCCCCGCAAGGAGGCCCACGUCGAUUUCUUGGGCUCGAUCACGUCGGUCUUGGGAGUCACUGGGAUCGUGUACUAUAUCACGAUGGGCAACGAGGAUGGAUGGGCGAGUCCCAAGACAUUGCCGAUGCUAAUUGCCGGACUGUUGCUCAUCGGUGCCUUCCUCUGGGUCGAGACCAGGGUCGUUAAUCCGAUCAUGCCCUUUCGAAUCUGGGAAUCAAGUCUCUUUGCUACCUCGGUUGUCCUGGCCUUUAUCCAGAUGGGGAUGAUCCAGGGAUUUAUCUUUUAUGCGAACAUGAUCUUCCAGGAAGUCUACGGCUGGUCCGCCAUCAAGACCGCCGUCGGGUUCAUCGUCCACGCCUUGCUCGCCAUCGUUGUUUUCCCCAUCCUUGGCAGGACGAUCCCGCGUCUGCGGCUCAAGCCCCUGAUUCUCGUCGGCUUCAUCCUGCGCUGCGCAGCCGCGCUAAUGUUCGCCUUCGUCACCGAGGACGUCUCGUACUGGCGUCUGCCCUUCCCUGCUCUGAUCGUCCAUAUCAUCGGUAUGGCCUUCAGUCUCCUCCCUAUCCAAUUGAUCGCCGUGCGCGACGCCCCCAACCAGGACCAGGGUCUGGUUGGUGCGAUCUAUAACACCGGUCUACAGCUCGGCGCACCCUUCGGUAUCGCGAUCCUGAACGUCAUCUCUAUCUCGACGAACGGACAACAAGGCGGCGGGGCCGACGGAUCAUCCGUCCGUGGUGGCCCACAACUGAUGAAGGGAUUCAAGAACUCCUUGUUCGGAGUCGUGGCCUUUGGUGUCUUUGCGUUCCUCUUGAGCCUGGCGACCCUGCCCUGGGACAGACCUGGGCAUCGGUCACCAGCGGCUGGAAAGCCUGAAGGUGAGGAAUUAAGGGAUUUGGAGGAGGCAUCGGUGAUGGAGAAAAAAGAAGAGAAGGAGGAGAAGAAGGAGAAAGAGGGCAAGAAGGAGAAGGAGGAGAAGGAGGAGGAGGAGGAAGGACGCGCGGUUGUGGAGUCCUUGGCCCUGAAUGCUGAUCUGGUGGGUGUCCCACCACAGUUGACGGGCACAGAUCAAAUCGAGAGGGAGACUGGGGACUGUAGUACCAUUACCAGUCGCGCAGAUAUCUCCAAGUAG